GCUUGAUCGAGUUUGCCUUGCAGAGAGGGGCAUGAUUCACAAUCCUGACCAGACAGCCAUUCACUUUCACUCUGCCGGGAUCUCCUAACAAUCCAGUUGCACGAUUCUACUCCCUCUCUCCUGCAUUCCUUCAACAGUCUGAAGCAAGACUUUGAGGGGUGGCGACUUCCAGGACAGAGAAGUAAAAACACAAGCAGACAGCUCAAGAACAACUACAACUCGCAGCCAUGAAGGACAAAGUGAGGAAAGGAGGAAGAAAUCAGGCCAAAACUGAUGAAAUGAGCCUGAUUGGUGGAACGGAUGCUGCUGGCAUUAAGCCACACGACGACACCUCGUUCCCUGUGAAGAUUCAGGGAGCAGGAGUAGAGCCAUUUGAGCUGCAGGUCCAUGGAUUUUGGCUUGUUCAAGAUGCGGUAAUGACUCUGCUUUCGAGGGAUGAGGUGUGUCCACGUUCCAACUUGUCGCUGACGCUCGCUGGUAUCACUCUGGACCCCCUGGCAGAACUGCAAAGCCUUAAGGGGCUAAAACCAGGAGCAAUCCUUCGCCUGGUGGAAGAACCCUACACCGCCAGCACAGCCAGACUCCAUCUGGCUCGUGUGCUGGAGCUGCUGAGAGCAUCUGGACCUCAGGAUGCACUGAGAGAAGGACGCUCACCAAGCAUACUGGAGACGCUCACACAAACACCAGACUCCAGCUUACCGAAUGGAAAGAGCCUGAAACGCUCUUUAAGCAACACAAAAACAGAAACGACCAACCAGGAUGGAGCUCCCCCAGAGUACCUCCUCCCUGGUUCCUCAGAGAGACCGCUCAUGGCCCUGCUUCCACACAGCUCCCAGCCAGAGUCCCCCAGCUACCUGAAGGACGUAUCUCUCAGCUGUUGGAACCCGGCUCCAGGACAGAGGAAGCUACAGGGAGACUUCCUGUACAUCGCUGUGGUGACAAUGGAGGGACGGCGGUGUGACAUCACAUCCUGUCCUAAAGGGUUCUUCCUCAAUAGAUCUACAGAAGAAGUGUUUGAUCCUCGUCCUGCACAGUCUUCCCCAGUUUGUCACAGUUUCACCGACCUGCUCUGUCACAUCAGUCCUGCCUUCAAACAAACAUUGACCACGUUCAAAAACAGGUCUCAGUUACCUCCAGUAGAGGUGAUGCCCACUCCUUACCACACCCUGAGCUGGCUCGGGCCUCCCUGCGCCUCUCGUACUCAUAAAAACACCUUCAGCCGACUGGGAGUGGAUGAACAGCCAGCAACACAGGCUCCAGACUGGAAUGAGGAGUUACAAGCUGCCAGAGAUCUUCCACAAGGCAGCCUGGAGGAGAGGCUGCGGAGGGACAAAGCUCUGCUCCAGGUUAACAGUGCAUUUCUUAGGGCUGUGACACAAGGAGUAGAAAUAGUCGUGGAUGGCUUUGUGGAGCCAGUGAAUGGAAACCCUGAUGACCCAGCUUUCCUGUGGGGCGGCCUGUUCAUGAGCCAAGGGGCAGCAAGCCCAAUCUUUGGAGGAGACAGGGGUCGCAGGGCUGCUCAGAGGCUGGAGCUUAAAGGAGUACAGGCCUACAGUGACAUUGAGGGGCUGCAGGGGCUGCACACUCUACCCACAGCCGUCGUAGACUACAGAGGAGUGCGUAUGUCUGCUCAGGGUCUGGCCCCUGGGUUGGAGGGCUCAGAGCAGGACCAGGCAACUGCUCCCGCCUCAAGAGGCUUGCUGUACGGGGUAACUGCAGGACCCCAAGAGUCCCCCCAACGCAGACGACUCUUAGAGCUCCUGGCUCUGGCUGCCAAAUCUCUCUCUCUCCAAAGACAUGUUGCUGUCGGGCCCAACGAUCACAAGGUCCCACUCUUCACCUCAAUUGAUGCUCAGGGACUGUUGGGCGCUGAUGGGAGGUACUACAUACUGGAUGUGUUCAGGAGCUUCCCAGCUGACGCCAACUUCUGCCCAGAGGUGGAGGCAGAAGGCCAGACAGUCACUGAAGAAGAGGAGAGUAAUAAAGGCUGUGAAGAGGACGAGGAGAAGAAGGGUUGUGUAAAAGAAGGUUGGCCAGAGAAUUAUCACUCAGACUCUGGACUUCCGAAGAGCUACCCUCACAGACUCUGUCGACUGAGGCCAGAGAUGAUGCAGGCCUUCAUCCAGCAUAAACAUUGCCAGUACACUCAGCGUGUCAGGGAGAUGUUGGACGAGAAUGGAGGCUUUGAAGAAUGUGCAACAGCUUGUGAUUCUCGAGCCACUACUGCAGUACGAGCUGCUUGUAAAGAAGUGGGCUCAGUCAGCGACAUCAUCUUUGAGAUGCGCUUUAACCCAAGCAUCUUCUCUCCAGAAGUAUCCUUCCCUCCUGGUGAAAGUAAGUCAACGAAACUGCAGGAGAGGUUACUGAGGGAAGCUGCAGCUCUCAUCAUCACACAUCAGAUACCAGCCUUUUUGGAGCAUUGCCUACAAAGCAAUGAGGCACCAAUGGAUGGAGUCUCUGUAAAACAUGCGCUGCACCAGAGAGGCAUCAGCCUUAGGUAUCUGGGCCAUGUGAUCACGGCCAUCAGCCAAUCAGAACACAAGGACUGCCUGAGGCAUAUAAUGAGAUUGGUCAUAGGUGAAGUUUUCACUCGCUCAACAAGGAGAGUGUUCAACAAUUUCCUCCAGGGUGUGGACGUGCCUAGUCUCUCUGCAGCGGUCAGUCACUUCCUGUGCUGCCUAUUAGUUCCUCACUUCACCCCCACGCCUGUGUCGGAUGAGACCAAGAAGAAGUCAAGGCGGCGUGGCCGAGUGGCGGCCUCUGAAAGCACGCCCUGGAGCAUGCUCACAGGGGCCGAGCUGUGGAACCUGGUCUGCCUGGAUGCUGCUGAAACAUAUAACAUCUCUGACAGCCUUGGCUCUGGUCCAAACCACCUGGUGGAGCACUAUGGCCUUCAGAAGAUCUCUCUGCUCAGAGAGUUCUGUUUAAAGACUGGAGUUCAGUUGAGACUGAGAGACUACAUCCUUGACAACCAAAAUAAAGCUCCCAUUGGUCCAGACGACAUCCUCAACAUCUUCCCCGUUGUCAAACACAUUCACAUGCCAACAGUGGAUGCCUCAAAAGCAUACCGAGCUGCACAGAACUUCAUUCAGAAGGGUCUGCUGGACAAGGCCCAUGAACACCUGAAAGAAGCAACCUACUUGUUUGGUAGGGUGUGUGAUGACCUGCACCUUGAGGCCUGUUAUUGCCACAGCCUGCUGGCCAAGGUGGCUUUCACGCAGGGCAAGCCAGCUGAGGCUCGCAGCGUCCAGCUGAAAGCAGUGGUCAUCAGUGAGAGAGUGCUUGGCUUUGACCAUCCAAACACCAUCUACCAAUAUGCCCUGUUGGGUGUGUAUGCGUUCGCUGGAGGUGAGACUGCCCUGGCUCAGAAGUGUCUCCUCAGAGCUCGUCUGCUAAUGCUAACAGUCCAUGGAGAGGACCAUCCCUACACCGCCACACUGGAUAGCUGCAUCGGGUUGGUGCUGCCCGGAGAUCAGAGAGGGAAGUUCUUAAAGAACGCCCUCAGACUCAACACCUCCUUCUUUGGCACCUCACAUCUGCACACCGCUCUCAAUCAGCACCUGUUGGCCCAGUGGAUGUGCAGCAAGGGAGACUACAGAAGUGCUAUGAGCCACGAGAAAGAGGCCCUCACUGCUUAUACCUCCAUGUUUGGAGAGGAUCACCCUCAGACACACUGCAGCAAAGAGUUUCUGUGCACUAUAACCAAGCAAGCAGUGAAAGUGGAACGCUCUCUCAGACAGGCAGGAGCUGACUGCACAGAGCAGACAGUGGAGUGUCUAAGUCCCACAUCUGACACUGUGCUGGAGCAAAUGGCUCUGGUGACAGGGAUCAGGAGCAUCACACACAGAGACGGGCUCCAGGAGUACAGGAAGAAACACAAUGAGCUAAAGGCAGCGGUGGCAAAAGAACUGGGAUUCAUAGUGACCAACGGGCUUGUUGGCUUAGCGGCUGAGAAUGGAGAGCAGAAAAGCUCAGAUCAAGAAACAGGAAGCAGGAAGGAAGCAGAGGAAGAAGGAAGCCCAGUGGUGGAGAAUACCAGCGAGGGCCAACAGGAGCAACCAGUGGAAGAGACCUCUGUGAAGAGUGCUGCCACAGCUUCAGUUAAUGGUCAUGUGGUAGAGCCAGCUGAAGUGAACGGGCAUGGGGAGAAAACAGAUGUAAAUGGAGGAGACAGUGAUAAAGCAGCUUCAGAUGCUGAGGUCGAGAUAGUGAAUGGGGAGUCAGAGGUCAGGGCUGCAGGACAGAAAGCUGAGAACAGCACACCAAAUGACGUAAACAGCAGCACAGUCAAUGGGGAGAUUAAACCUGAGUCAGAUGAGGUUAAUGGUGAGAUAAAUGGAGCCGGUGACGUCCCUGUAAGCCCGUCAGUCCUUAAGAGUAAAGGAACCUGGGCAGAUGUUGUCUCAAAAGCCAACGGAGCGAAAGUCAUAGGCACAGCCGUCAACGGAGUGGCAGAUAAAGUCACUGCUAAUGGGGGAGCUGAAGAGUGAAAAUAUAUCAGAACAGGAAAACAGUGUUGUAGUCAAGUUUUCAAAGUAACUGCUGUAAGAUAACCUUCUUCCAGGAUCCAAGAUGCAACAUUUGAUCGAAUUAAUAUGAAGCAGGCAACAUUUGAUCGAAUGAAUAUGAAGCAGGCAACAUUUGAUCAAAUCAAUAUGAAGCUGGCAACAGAGAGUGAGAUUUUGAGUUUUUGAUUUUGAGUUGUUAUUGCUAAUGCUGGGAGAGGGCUUUACUGCUGAGUGCUAUUUUUUUCAACAAUAAACUUUUUACU
Anoplopoma fimbria (sablefish) is the source of this 4771-nucleotide messenger RNA. Its product is annotated as clustered mitochondria protein homolog. The record is from RefSeq and is a predicted model, not a curated record. Gene Ontology annotation, molecular function: protein binding; mRNA binding. Gene Ontology annotation, biological process: intracellular distribution of mitochondria. Gene Ontology annotation, cellular component: cytoplasm. Lineage: Eukaryota; Metazoa; Chordata; Actinopteri; Perciformes; Anoplopomatidae.